CCCGGUCGAGAUGGAGGAAGAUGCGACCGGAGGCCAUCAGUCGCCAGAAACAGAGGAUAGAGUGGGAGCUGCGGCCUAGAGGUCCGAGCUUGGACUUCACCUCAGACGGGGCGGAACCGCCCUGAUGUGAAAAGGACAUCCUGGGUCAUCUGUUGGGUCUCCAUAUGAAGCACUUUAACAUUUGUGUCUAAGCUGUGUUAAAAGAUGGGGGAAAAUUCAGAAUUGGAGCCAUGCACCAAAUAAGGAUCUGGGAAAGAGCCAUAAAGAAGCUGGGCUGAUUGAAUUGGAAGAAAGGAAGGCUGAAGGAAGUGAGCAUACAGGUCUCCAGGCACAAUGGAGGACAAACGUAACAUCCAGAUCAUCGAGUGGGAACACCUGGACAAGAAGAAGUUCUACGUGUUUGGUGUGGCAAUGACAAUGAUGAUCCGUGUCAGCGUCUACCCAUUCACGCUCAUCCGUACUCGCUUGCAGGUUCAGAAAGGCAAGAGCCUCUACCAUGGGACCUUUGAUGCCUUCAUCAAGAUCCUACGGGCAGAUGGUGUGACUGGCCUCUACCGGGGGUUCCUGGUCAACACCUUCACCCUCAUAUCUGGCCAGUGCUAUGUUACCACUUAUGAGCUCACCCGGAAGUUUGUAGCUGACUACAGCCAGAGCAACACAGUCAAAUCACUGGUGGCCGGUGGCUCGGCCUCUCUCGUGGCUCAGAGCAUCACGGUGCCCAUCGAUGUGGUCUCCCAGCACCUGAUGAUGCAGCGCAAGGGUGAGAAAAUGGGCCGCUUCCAAGUGCGAGGGAAUCCAGAGGGACAAGGGGUAGUUGCCUUUGGCCAAACCAAGGACAUCAUCAGGCAGAUCCUGCGGGCUGAUGGACUUCGUGGCUUCUACCGGGGCUACGUGGCUUCGCUGCUUACUUACAUCCCAAACAGUGCUGUCUGGUGGCCCUUCUACCACUUCUAUGCAGAGCAGCUCUCAUCCCUCUGCCCUAAGGAGUGCCCUCACAUCGUCUUUCAGGCCAUCUCGGGACCUCUGGCUGCAGCCACUGCUUCCAUCCUUACCAAUCCCAUGGAUGUCAUCCGAACCCGAGUACAGGUUGAGGGCAAGAACUCCAUCAUCCUGACCUUCCGACAGCUGAUGGCAGAAGAGGGGCCUUGGGGCCUCAUGAAAGGCCUCUCCGCCAGAAUCAUCUCAGCCACGCCCUCAACCAUUGUCAUUGUGGUGGGCUACGAGAGCCUCAAGAAACUCAGCCUCCGACCUGAGCUGGUGGACUCAAGACACUGGUAACCAGUGAUGGGGAGAGGAGCCUGCUGUUUCCCACACUACUCUGGGUCGGGGGCAGAGAGGAGAGGGUAGCACCCUCUUCAGGUGCCCCACCACAUACUGAGUCCGGCCCUGGAUCAGGGACAGAGACUUUGAACUGCUCUUGCUGAAGAGGCUCCACGCCUGGAUCCCCUGCUCUCGUUAUUUUUUAAUUUUCUUGCCAAACUGGGCUCACUCAUUCAGUACAGGUACUGUCCUGCCCUAAGGAAAUCCACUUUCCCUGCCAAUCCCACUCCAUCCAUCCCCUGCCAACCCUUCUCUGUCUUCCCCCUCCAUCUGUGUCCCUGAGAUCCUGAGAAGAGCUGCACAUAGAACUUGCUUACUACCACUGGUUCUUCCUCUUGGGCUUUCAGCCCAGAUUCCAAGCAGUUGCCAUCAGCCCUUUCCUGCUUCAUCUCUUAGGUUUGCUUAUUUUUAUUUUGGGACUGAGCUGCCCACCAGACUACUCUGCUUUUCCCUGCCACAGGGGGCAAGGUGCCAGGCACUUUUGCACAGGGAGUGGGAGCAGCAAAAACCUCUGGUUCUCCAGAGCACUCAUCCUCUCUUUGGAGAGUUAUUAGGUUGGGGAGAAAUGUUGAUACUUUAUUUUGUGUGUGUAUUUUUCUGUGAACCAGGCUACUGUCUUAGUCCUACUAAAGCACCAAUCCUGCAGUCAGAGCCCACCCCUUCCUCAGACAGGUGGAAAAAUAUCAUGUAGCAUUUCCCUCAAUCCCAGUUAUCUAUCCCUCCCAGUCCCUUCAGUCCCAGCAGCCCCAGGAUAUAUAAGCUGUUUUUUUCCUCCUGGCCCAGAUGACUACAGUGGUGGGCGCACCUCUAAAUAGAUCAGACUGUCUGGGACACACUGGACUUGGAACACUACCCUGAAAAGUCUGGUUGAGAGAGUAGUUGGUUUGGAAAGUGACAGGAGGAUAUGUGUGCCCUAGCGCAUCUCCCUCGACCAGCUGAGCCAAACCUAGGAGAGGGCAGUGGAGGUUCUCAGCUCCAGGCAGUCAUGACACACAUAUAUACCCCAAUCACUUGGACUCACAGAAACAGAUGUUGUCUCACAGUGGGAAUCUCUGAGAUGUGGAACUGUUUGUGUUUUUCUUCUCUUUGAUCUGAGGAGUCAUCCCAGUCAUGGUACCCUCUGGAGGGAGGCUU
Kogia breviceps (pygmy sperm whale) is the source of this 2454-nucleotide messenger RNA. It is a transcript of the gene SLC25A44, whose product is annotated as solute carrier family 25 member 44. The record is from RefSeq and is a predicted model, not a curated record. Gene Ontology annotation, molecular function: branched-chain amino acid transmembrane transporter activity. Lineage: Eukaryota; Metazoa; Chordata; Mammalia; Artiodactyla; Physeteridae. Gene Ontology annotation, cellular component: mitochondrion. Gene Ontology annotation, biological process: branched-chain amino acid transport; branched-chain amino acid catabolic process; transmembrane transport.